Messenger RNA from Saccostrea echinata, 1368 nucleotides. RefSeq lists its product as uncharacterized. The record is from RefSeq and is a predicted model, not a curated record. The coding region runs from base 1 to 1152 and encodes 383 amino acids. Lineage: Eukaryota; Metazoa; Mollusca; Bivalvia; Ostreida; Ostreidae. The transcript is spliced from 3 exons.
AUGGCUGAGCACGGUCCUUCAACAACCAAAAGUAGAAAGCUGACAGACUCCCCUCUCUUGUUCAAAGGCGAUUUUUUACUGAAGGAUGAAAUAUCGGCAGUGUUGUUUAGUCUUUGUUCAUGUAAACCCGUCCUGUUACCAUACAAAUUUGUCUCCUGCAAUGCAGCUACUUCUAAUGGAGGGACACCAUUCCUUAAGGCUUUCUGUGAUGUAGAACAACUGGAGAAAGGUUUCGUUUUGGGAGAUAUAUUUAGAAGAGGGAUAACAAUACUUAUUGACUUUCUGUAUGGAAAAAUACCAGAGGCAAAGCACGAAAGGAUUUUACUUGAAAUACUUGUAAGAUUUUUGAAGUCAGGUGAAAUGGUGGACUUGGACUUUGAAAAUAAGGCAGACAUGACAGCUGUGUUGGCUAAUCAUCUAUUUGGAAAGUUGGCAAUAUCAUCAUGGUACACAAUCGAUGAAGGAAACAAAUUAAAGAGUGGACAGAAAGAAAAUAAAUGCAGUUGCAGUGAUAAAGAAUGUGUGUUGACUGGAGGCUAUGGAGAUACAAGUAUAGGCAAUCCCAAUGCCUGGCAUGGCAGUGUAGACAUCAUAAUAAGGAACGAAAUUGCUAUCCAGAAUUUAGAGGAAGAGUCGGAAAUUCCAAGUACAAAAUCUCCCAAACAUGUGAAUCUGAGAAAUGACUCGCAGCUGGUUGCAGGAACUGUUGUGUCAUCUUUUCUACAGAAAAGGUUGCACCCUGACCUAUCUAACUUCCUCAUUCCAAGUAUAGGUAUUGCAGAUGAUACCAUGGUGAUAAUGUUCUAUGAUUCAGAGCAUGAUGUUUUUCUGGAGAGUUCUCCUAUAUCAAUCAAAUCUAUUUCCUGUGAAUACAAGUUUUCUCUUCAGGCAGUGAUUAUUACCUGGUUAGCCAUCAACUACAGGUUUUUGUGUACAGGCUUAACAGACAGUAUGAUUCCAUACAAAGCAGGGUUCUUCCAAAAGGCAAAGGACAAGUUAAAUAUAUAUGAAAAUGAACUUAGAAUGCAGAAUGUGGGUCCAGCAUUUGUAAAAGACACAGUCUUACCAAGUAAAUGGCACUAUAGUGCCUUUUUAAUCAAAAGUCGAAAGAGAAUUAGUGAAUGGCCAGGCCCACUCAAGCUUGAAAAUUAGUGUCAUAAAGAUUGUUACUCUGUCAUACUUGAACAUUUAAUUUAAUAGUGUUAUACAUUAUGUUUUAAACUCCUUACCAAAGUCCAAUUACAUUCCACUGUACAGCUAAAAGCAUAUGAGAACAUUUUUAGAGCAUUGAAAAAUAUUAAUUUGAAACAUGAUUCUUAUUCAAAAUGUCACAUAGUUAAUUGUACAUGUUACACUCAUUUUCAAACG